GCCGGGGGGAGUUCAGGACGGCUCAUGGACCUGGCCACCAAUGACAAGGCAGUUCAUGCAGACUUUUUCAAUGGAGACAGACAAAGCUGAAAAUGGCACGGGAAGGAAGACCGUUUUCCCUGAUCUACACUGGAAUCCUCCUAGUGUUAUCACCAGAGUUUCUGGGGGCCGGCCCGGUGAGGCAGAAUGUGGAGGAGGAGGAGGCAUCUUCAUUAUCCAGGGAUGUCCGCAGCAAGCGGAGUCUUCCGGUUCACAUGCCCGUCCUCCAGCGGCUCCCUGACUUCUGGGGAUGGUACAGAUUCUUCAUGGAUACUGGCAACCAGGAAGGAAUCGAGGAUCUGGACAAGAUGUACAUGAUCUACCUGCAGAACAAGCACCGCUCCGAGGAGGGUCCCACCUUCAACCACUACCUCACCCACCUCAGUGCUAUCUACAAGACCUGCGCCGAAUCCGACGACCCAGAGUGCAUCGCCGAGUCCACCAGCAAGCCCAAGGCCAAGGUGUUGAUGCCCUCGCCCAUCAAGACCGCCACAGUCGGAACGUGCAACCCUUAUAUCGACCCCUACUGCCUCUUCCCCAUGGCCCCUAAGAUGGCUGCCCCAAAGCUUCCUCUGACUCCAGCCCCGGCUCCGGUCAAAGCUGCCCCAGUGCCUGUCCUGACCCCCUUCCUGCCGUACCCUCAGAAAACCCCCACAGGGUUCUACUACACCCCAGUCCUGGAGCCCUUCCUCACCGCUGAGCAGAAUACAGAGCUGCUGCAUAUCUGUAACCCUGACGACACAGAGUGUCUGCAGUACCACCUGCGCGCCGCCUACGGCUACAGGCCCGCUACUGGACCCGCCCCGUCCUAUGCUGCCCUGGGCUGCAAUCCCACCAAGGACCCCUACUGCCGGCCUCAGCUGGUGAAGAAGGGCCCCUCCGGCUUCUUCCACCUGUACCCCACCUGCGACCCGGCCACCGAACCCCUGUGCAUGGCUAGCGUAGCGACCCCUCCUCCCGCUUCCCUGGAGACCCCCAAGGAGCAGCACUGCAACCCCCUCUUCGACAAGGGCUGCAACCCGCUCACCGCCACCAAGCUGUCGGGCCCCACCAAGCCCGUCCUGGAGUACACGCCAAAAGACAUACCGGCACCAGCCCCCGCCCCUUUGGCGUGUGACCCGCGCUACGACCCAUACUGCCUGCUUGGUGCUGCCGCCGCCCUCUAUAAGGCCCCCCCAGCGCUGCCUCAGUUCCAGAUCCGCUCCCGCCUGGGCAUCCUCGGGAAGACCAAGGAGGGCCAUGACUGCUACGUGCACUACGACAAGGACUGCACGCCUGUGAAGGCCAGCGACGAACCCAAGGCCCCCGCCGUACCCCAGUGCCACCCCUACGACUUCACCUGCAACGGCAUGUCCGCCCCCGCUACCCUCACCGCUGAGGCCAACAAGCCCAAUAGCGGUGUGAUCUUGCCUGAUCCCGACUGCGACCCUGAAUACGACUACAACUGCCGCCUUCGUCGCGCCGAGGACUCCCCCGCUGCGAUGGAAUCCGCGACCAAGGAGCCCAAGGAGGAGCAGGUGCAGCAGAAGGCAGGGCCCGGGUACGCUGUCCCACAGUUCGAAGACUUCCUGAGGAGUUACAUGGCCAUGGGUCAGUACAGGAAGAAGUACAUUUAAAAAAAACACGUCACACAAAUGUCAACUAGACGCUAGAACGCUAGAACUGGAAGAAAGUGAGACAAGUUCAUGUUUUACACACACACACACACACACACACACACACACACACUCUCUCUCACGGUCCUCCCAAGGUACUAAAAUAUCUCCCAUGGUCCAAUACUGCAAAAGCAGGACAACUAGUGUCUUAUCAACAGGAAGUUCCAGACCUGCAAUAGUUAAUCUGAUUUGCUCAAUUACAGUGCCUGAAGGUAUAUCAUUUUACUGACUGUGAUAUUCUGGCUAUCCUGAAACCCAACAUGAGUCCCUCUAGGUUUUAUGGUCCCAUAGAAGUCUAUGUGAAAGUUGCGCAUUUAAUACUACGUUUGUCUGUAGAAAAAAAAUCUGUAUUGUGUUUGUAGAUAGGGGAAGCUAGCAGACUUGAAUAUGGUCUAAUCUAAAUUUGUGUCAGUAUGUUGGUAUGUUUUCUAUGGGUGUACAUUGUCCAUUUCCAGUGUUUUGUGAACAUUGUCUCUCCUGAGUGUAAUUUAAUGUUGUUUUCAUAGUAUAUCUAAAACCUGUCAACCUCAAACCCUUCCGCUCGUUAGUUUGUUAAUUUUAUUUCCAAAUAAAACAUUUUGAAACAAGCUCCCAUUUUCUUAUGGAAACAUUAAUUAAUACCCACAGUACACAACGACAUAUCAAAGUGGUUUUGAUAACAUACAGU
Molecule: messenger RNA, 2361 nt
Organism: Oncorhynchus nerka (sockeye salmon)
Lineage: Eukaryota; Metazoa; Chordata; Actinopteri; Salmoniformes; Salmonidae
Exons: 5
Coding region: 93-1655 (520 amino acids)
Source: RefSeq, a predicted model, not a curated record